AUGUUCUGGCGUUUCGGUGGCUAUGCCAACAUCUCCUCAAUCGACUCCAUCCUCGAGAAACCCAAUGUCUCCCUUGACGAGCUGCUCGACGAGAGCGACCUGAUCCAGGAGCUCAAGCAGAACAACUCCAAACUCAUCGAGUUCCUCAGAGAAGAAUCCACUCUCCAGACCCUGCUAGAAUACGUUGUCGCCGACAAGCCCCCGCACUCCGACAAGGCCUCAUCUACCACCAAGGAUGACGAGCCCGACAGAUCAUCUCCUAUCAGCUUCUUCAAAAAGUCAGCCUCGCGCUCGCGCUCAAAGUCUAUCAACAAAUCAGACGCUGGCGGUGAUGUUGAAGGCGACGAGGAAGAUAAGGGUGAAGUCUUGCGCAAGAAGUACGCAUAUGUCGCCUGCGAGGUCCUGUCUUCGGAUGUCUGGUCUAUAACUGAGGCCGUGCUCGAGUAUCAGAACUACCUUCGCGAAUUCUGGCACUAUGUCAGUCGCCCUGCGCCACUCGACCCUCUGCAGGCCGGCUACUUCACAAAGGUCAACGAGUCUUUGCUGGAUAAGAAGACGGAUGAGAUGCUGGCCUUUUUCAAAUCCCUAGACCACAUUGUCCCUGACAUGCUGCAACAUGUUGAUUGCCCAAUGAUUAUGGAUCUGCUGUUGAAGAUCAUCAGUCUGGAGAAAGCCCCAGGAGGCCAAGGAAUCGUUGAUUGGUUACAAACACAGGACCUCAUUCCCGUCCUUCUAUCAUACCUUGGUCCUGAGAACAGCGCUUCUACUCAGACAGCAGCCGGCGAUUUCUUGAAAGCAAUCAUCACCAUUUCUGCAAACGCGACCACUCAGGAUCAAACCGUCAUCGGCCCCAACGAACUAACCAGACAACUCGUCUCUGAUGACUGCACAACUCUUUUGAUUAAAAACAUGCUCUCAGGAGGCAACUCGUUGACAGUUGGAGUUGGAAUCAUCAUUGAGGUCAUUCGCAAGAACAACUCGGAUUAUGAUCUUGACAACCAGGUCGGCCCCGAGCCUAGAACGACCGAUCCUAUCUACCUCGGAAGUCUCCUCCGUCAAUUCGCGAAACACGUUCCCGAUUUUAUGCAUCUGAUCAGAAGCUCUGGUGCUCAGAAGCCUGGGCUCAAAACUGCUUUUGGCAAGGAGAUUCAACCUCUAGGUUUCGACAGAUUCAAAACGUGCGAGCUCAUGGCCGAGCUUUUGCACUGCAGUAACAUGGCUCUUCUCAAUGAACGUGGAAGUGACGCUCAAAUCAAGCAUAGAGACGAGGAAAGAGAAAAGCUUAAGCUGGAAGGACGCCUCACAGGACAACCCAUCGAGGGUUCUUCGUACGACGAGCACGAGCCAUUCGCAAGCAGUGUUGACAGCCAUGGAUUCCAUCAUGCACAAAGACCGGAAGACGACCUCAGCGGAUCGCCCGAAGAGAUUAAGAGACUCGAGGUGCAGAACGCGUCCGAGGAAGAUGGAUUCGAGAAAGUGGCUGUCUCAGAUGCCGACGAGUUCAAUGAGAUUGCAGCAGAUACAAGUCUACCGCCUCUAACCAAACAGGAUGACCCGUCGAGCAUUCACCACGUCCCGAAGGAAGCAUCUCAAGACGGCACAACCGUUCUCACCGAAGAAAUCAGCCAACUACAAAUUGACAGCCCUGAGCAAGAGGGUGAUGUUCCUCAACCUGAGGAAUCUGAGCUCAAUUUCUCAUCAGAUCAACCCGAGACCGCCCAAGAAGACACAGACAUGCUCUCGCACCCCGAGGACAAGCCAGCACCUUUGUUUGCUAGUCCUAGUAAGAACACUCAAUCUGUGACAAGCUCCAACGAAGAAGACCCUAGCCAUAGUACGGCUACGCUGCAACCCGACCCUCACACUACAGAAGGCGAUAACGGGCUUUGGGAGGCCGAUGUGGAUGGGACGCCUGUUGUCGGAGAUCUGCUCAAGAUUAUGUUUGUUGAGCACCAAGUUGUCCCCACAAUCCUGGACUUCUUCUUCCGCUUCCCCUGGAACAACUUCCUCCACAACGUGGUAUACGAUGUUGUACAACAAGUUUUCAAUGGCAGUUUCGAGCGCGGUUACAAUCGCACACUUGCCAUCGACCUCUUCUGCCACUCUAGUUGCGCCGAUUUGACUUCCCAGGCCGACAUCACUCAGCGCAUUCUCGAUGGACAAGCCGCUUCCGACAAUGCGCAGAAGGAGAAGGGCAUGCGUCUUGGUUACAUGGGCCACUUGACCUUGAUCGCAGAGGAGGUAUUGAAGUUGCAAGAUCGUCAGCCGCCGGAGAUCCUGGGUGAACAGAUUAUGGAACGUAUCACCCGUGACGAAUGGAUCCAAUAUCUCGAGACGACGCUCUCCGAGACCAGAGAUCGCGACAAUGCUGUUCUGGGUGGUGUGAAGCCUGACCAAGGAUUUGGUGCUCGACAAGUGGGCAUGGGCGCCAACAGCAUGCUCGGCCAGGGCAACUUCUCUGGCGGCAACAACUCGAGCGCUCUUUCUAAUGCAGGCCUGGUGCCAGCUGAUAGUUUGGCGUUGCAAGAGGCGGGAGAUGCAAGCAGCUACGACACAGGAUCCUCAGGCCUGCUCAGUGGCUUCGGUAAUGGCGACGACGAUGACGACGAUCUCGAGGCAUCGAUAACCGGAGAGAAGAGGGAGAAGGCGGUCGAUGAUGAUGAGCAGGUCGGUGAACUCUCGUUUGACGAUGUCGACAUCAACCACUUCCGAUAA
This is a messenger RNA of Aureobasidium melanogenum CBS 110374, 2715 nucleotides long. Its product is annotated as SAPS-domain-containing protein. Lineage: Eukaryota; Fungi; Ascomycota; Dothideomycetes; Dothideales; Saccotheciaceae. Gene Ontology annotation, cellular component: nucleus; cytosol. The record is from RefSeq and is a predicted model, not a curated record. Bases 1 to 2715 code for a protein of 904 amino acids. Gene Ontology annotation, molecular function: protein phosphatase regulator activity; protein phosphatase binding. The transcript has 4 exons.